This is a messenger RNA of Otolemur garnettii (small-eared galago), 1405 nucleotides long. RefSeq names its product BPI fold containing family B member 2 (gene BPIFB2). The record is from RefSeq and is a predicted model, not a curated record. The transcript has 15 exons. Gene Ontology annotation, molecular function: lipid binding. NCBI's taxonomy places the organism in Eukaryota, Metazoa, Chordata, Mammalia, Primates, Galagidae. The coding region runs from base 29 to 1405 and encodes 458 amino acids.
GAUCCUGGGCGCAGUGGCCAGGGCUGCCAUGACUGGGGCACGUGGGCUGGGCCUGCUACUGGUGUUGCUGCUGCCGGUGGUCAGCGCCUCUAUUCCGAGCACUGUAGUCAGACUCAACAAGGCUGCACUGAGCUACGUGUCUGAAAUCGGGAAAGCCCCUCUCCAGCGGGCUCUUCAGGUCACCGUCCCACAUUUCCUGGACCAGAGUGGAGAGGUGCUUCAGCCCACCAGGAUCCAGAUUCUGAAUGUCCACGUGCUCCACUUCCACCUGAAAUUCAUUGCUGGUUUUGGGAUCCACUUGUCAGCAGCAGCCAAUUUGACUUUCAAGAUCUUUUGUGUUCCAGAGCCCCUGGAGCUGACCCUGCCUGUGGAACUGCUGGCUGACGUCCGUGUGGCCAAGAGCUCCAUUGGAACCCCCGUGGUCAGCAUCUCUACCUGCUUCCCACUCCUAGGCCACUCCAGCAAUUUUGAUGACAGUAACAGCACCUCCCAUGCGCUGCUGGCCUUGGUGCAGAAACACAUCAAAGCCGUCUUGAGUAAUAAGCUGUGUCUGAGCAUUGCCAGCCUGGUGCAGGGCAUCAACGUUCACCUGGGCACAUUAAUUGGCCUCAACCCUGUGGGUCCUGAGUCCCAGAUUCGCUACACCAUGAUCAAUGAGCCCACCAUCACUAGUGACUACAUUUCCUUUGAUAUCCAUGCUAUUCUCUUCCUGCUGGGCAAGCCCAUCAUCCUGCCCAAGGAUGUCACCCCCUUUGUGCUACCCCAUCAUGUGGGCACCAAGGGCACCAUGGCCACUGUGGGCCUCUCCCAGAACCUGUUUGACUCUGCCCUCCUGCUGCUGCAGAAGGCCGGUGCCCUCAACCUGGACAUCACAGGGGAGCUGAGGUCAGAUGACAACCCACUGAACACCUCUGCACUGGGCCGGCUCAUUCCUGAGGUGGCCCGCCAGUUUCCCGAGCCCAUGCCGGUGGUGCUCAAGGUGAGGCUAGGUGCCACGCCCAUGGCCUUCCUCCAUCCCAAGAAUGCUACACUGCAGCUGCAGCCCUUUGUGGAGGUCCUGGCGGUGGUUUCCAACUCCGCUUUCCAUUCCCUCUUCUCCCUGGAUGUGGUAGUGAACAUGAGCCUCCAGUUCUCUAUGUCCAAGGUGAAGCUUCAGGGCUCCACGUCUGUGCUGGGGGAUAUCCAGCUCACAGUGACCUCCUCCAAUGUAGGCUUGGUUGAUGAGGAUCAAGUGCACACGCUCAUGGGCACAGUAUUUGAGAAGCCCCUGCUGGACCACCUCAAUGCUCUUUUGGGCAUAGGAAUUGCCCUCCCCAACGUGAUCAACCUCCUCUACGUCACCCCUGAAAUCUUUGUCUAUGAGGGCUACGUUGUGAUAUCUGGUGGACUCUUCUACCAGCGCUGA